This is a messenger RNA of Penaeus chinensis, 1726 nucleotides long. Its product is annotated as beta-1,4-mannosyl-glycoprotein 4-beta-N-acetylglucosaminyltransferase-like. The transcript has 3 exons. Gene Ontology annotation, molecular function: beta-1,4-mannosylglycoprotein 4-beta-N-acetylglucosaminyltransferase activity. Lineage: Eukaryota; Metazoa; Arthropoda; Malacostraca; Decapoda; Penaeidae. The coding region runs from base 85 to 1335 and encodes 416 amino acids. The record is from RefSeq and is a predicted model, not a curated record. Gene Ontology annotation, cellular component: membrane. Gene Ontology annotation, biological process: protein N-linked glycosylation; N-acetylglucosamine metabolic process.
CGAAUCUGGCGAACAGUGCCAAACGAAGAAUCGUGAAAGUUGGGCUUCCAUUCUCUUGAGGCGAAAACAUGUAGGAGAGGCAACAUGGUGCGGCUAAGGAUUAGAUGUCGCUGUGUUGCUCUAGCUGUUGUAGUAUCACAGAUUUUCCUGGGAUUUUGGUUCUACUCACAGCCCUUAGAUCCUCCCAAACAGUUUUUGAAACGUUUAUUUAGUGAAGGAGGUCAAAGCAUUUUACAUUUAACUGACCAUGAGAUGUCCCACUACUAUACAUUUUUUGGGAAAGAUCUUUGUGUUAAAGAAGGUGUAAUUCCUGAGAAGAGCUCAGAAGGCAACUGUGUGUGCCGUAAAGGUUGGAAAGGGCGGAGGUGUGGAGUACCAGAAGUAAUGCAGAGAGCAAAGUGGAUGCAAAAUGAAGAACUUUCUAAGAAUUUACAGCUGAGGAAAAGAGCACGACGUGUGAUAUUGGUCACUCCGUUUUCUUAUGAGUUUGAUAUUUUUGAGACAAAUGUAAAUGAGCUCAAUGGACUAGUUGAUAUAUUUGUUAUUGGUGAAACUAAUUAUACAGAGCCAGGUAGUAAGGCAUCUUUGCCUGUAUUGAAUAAAUUAAAAAAAGAAUGGUUAAAAGACUUCCAAGAUAAGAUAAUAUAUGUCCCUGUGACAGAAAGUGAUCUGAAGAAAAGUUCAUUUAUGCAAAAUUUGGUUCACACCGGGCUGCGUUUAGUAAGUGACAUCCGUCCAGAUGAUCUCUUUAUUCUGACAAAUGGUGAAGAAAUCCUGAGUCGUGAUGUCUUGACUUUUCUGAAGCUCUUCCAGGGUUAUCCAUUGCCAGUAAAGUGUCAGUACCGAGAGCAUGUAUAUGGGUUUUACUGGAGAGCUACGAAGAGUAUCAAUAAUACUAAACCUCAAGUGUGUGCCUCGUCCUUUCAGUUUUUAGCUAAUGCUUUUGAGUACCAAGUGUCGCGUCUGCAAGAAGGAAGUGUUUUGGAGGAAGAUCUCAACUUUUUUACAACUCAUGAACAGCCAGUUUCUGAAUGGACAGUGCCAGAUGCUGGUUGGAAAUGUCAUUUGUGUUUGUCAGUCCAGAAUAUUUUCCGCAAGUUUCUCAACUUACCAAAGAGUUAUAGACCAAAAUGGUUCACUGAAUCAUCCUCAAGCAUGUUACCCUUCAUUCAGCGUUUGGUCAAAUUUGGCCAAGACGAGAAUUUAGCACCGAUUGGAAAAGCAAACACCCCCAGCCAGGAAAACUUGCCGUCUUACCUGUGGAACAACAGAGAAAAUUUCAAUCAUUUAUUGAAAAAUCCGUAUGAAACAAUAUCCAUCCACAACCUUGUUUAGUGCCUUGUUUGUUACAUGUUUUUGUGUCAAAGAGAAUUAUUCCUAACAUACUGAACCAAUAAUGGAUCUGAAAAGUUAGGUCUUGCUCAACAGGUAAGUGGAUGAAUCAGAUUCCUAGUAUAUGGUUUGAUUAAGAGCUUCAUAAUAACUCUCACCAUGUGCCAACCGAAUUCUAAGGUUCAAAUGCAUCACUGCAUUACUCAAAGAUGUAAUUCAAACUUUUCAUGUGAAAGAUGUCCAUAUUCACAUUGUGGAUGCAAAUAAAUAAGUAUUUUCCAUGAUUGUAAGUCUAUAUACAGAAAUUCCAUCUGACCCAUUAAUAAUAAUGAAUAGAUGAAUAAAUACAUAUAUACAUACAUACAUAUAUAUAUAUAUAUAUAUAUAUAUAUAU